AUGGAGGCAGCUCGGCAUGGACAGUUUUCCCCGCUUUGCGUACUACUUCUCCUCAAUCUCGCUGAACCCAUAUCCGCGACGGUCAUCUAUCCAUUUAUUGCUCAGCUCAUCGAGGAGCUUGGGAUAGCGAGCAAUAAAUCCAGCGUUGGCUACUACGUUGGCUUAGUGGAGUCGCUCUUCUUCCUCACCGAAGCCGUGUUUAUCUUGCAAUGGGGACGACUUUCUGAUCGUAUAGGCCGAAAGCCAGUCUUGAUCACCGGGUUGUUGGGGCUUGCAGUGUCCAUGUUUGCAUUUGGCCUCUCUCAUACUUUGCUGGGUAUCAUCGCAAGUCGUGCAUUGGCUGGUCUUCUAAAUGGUAAUGUGGGAAUUCUAAAGUCGGCCAUUGGAGAAAUUACAGACGAGACGAACAUGGCUCGUGCUUUUUCUUUCAUCCCUCUUAUCUGGUUCGUUGGGUCUACCAUCUCGCCAGUCAUGGGCGGAUAUCUGUCCCAUCCAGCGGAAAGGUUCCCCAAUGUCUUUGGAAAUCCAUUUUGGAUUAACAAUCCCUACUUUCUGCCAUGCUUGGUUGCCGCAAUCUUCGCAUUCGGGUCAGCUAUGUUGGCGACGAUCAUCCUCGAAGAAACUCAUCCCUCACUUCGAAGGCGUCAUUCACGGCGCACAGAUUCGAUGUCGAGUGAGAUGACACUGUUCUCCGAAGAGCAAGGGGAAACGUUACUCUCAAAGGAAGAAGCGCCUCAAGGAUCACCCCCUGUAUCUAUCCGGGAUCUCCUUACGCACAAAAUCGCCAUCUCUGUUCUCAACUAUGGCCUACUGGCCAUCCUAGAAAUUUCAUUCCAGGCCCUCUUGCCCAUCUUCCUCGCAACCGCACUUCAUUUCACACCCUCAAGCAUUGGGCUCGUUCUAGGCGGAGUCGGGCUUGUCAACGGAUGUGUCCAACUCUCCGUAUUCGUGCCUCUACAUCGACGAAUUGGUACGAGGAACAUCUUUACUCUCGGCUUGUCCGCUUUCGGGGUCAUAUACGCCACCUUUCCAUUUAUCCAUCGACACUAUAGCGAACAUGGUGCCCUCGGUUUCAAAGGAUGGUCGCUUAUCCUGCUCAUUACGGUAAUGUGUCCAAUCGAAAACAUGGCAUUCAAUGUCAUCUUUCUCUACGUCCAAGCAUCUUCACCAUCGCAAGAGACGCUUGGCGCAACAAACGGUAUCGCCCAGACGGUUGCAUCCAUUGCGCGUGCAAUUGGACCAGCGGCCACGACCUCGCUCUUCGCUGUUACGAUGCAACGACCGGAUAUUCUUGGAGGCUCGCUGGUGUAUACGCUCCUCAUAAUAGUCACUAUCGGAGCAGUCUGCGCAUCGCGCAGACUACCAGCUGAACCUUGGGCAAGGAAGAAACGAGCAGACCUUUACUGA
Messenger RNA from Serendipita indica DSM 11827, 1407 nucleotides. NCBI's taxonomy places the organism in Eukaryota, Fungi, Basidiomycota, Agaricomycetes, Sebacinales, Serendipitaceae. The record is from the annotation of a GenBank genome assembly.